Gadus chalcogrammus (walleye pollock) is the source of this 2702-nucleotide messenger RNA. RefSeq names its product vasodilator-stimulated phosphoprotein-like. The transcript is spliced from 14 exons. Gene Ontology annotation, molecular function: SH3 domain binding; profilin binding. The record is from RefSeq and is a predicted model, not a curated record. NCBI's taxonomy places the organism in Eukaryota, Metazoa, Chordata, Actinopteri, Gadiformes, Gadidae. Gene Ontology annotation, biological process: positive regulation of actin filament polymerization; neural tube closure; axon guidance. Bases 470 to 1792 code for a protein of 440 amino acids.
GAGGGAAUAUCUCGGGUAGGGCCAGACUCCAGUGAACUCACCCACAGCCUUGUGGCCGGGAAAACAGUCUGACGCACAUUCACGCCAUUGUGUCCGUGGAACCAGCAGAUCAAUUAGUGCCAAUUAAAGAAGAAGUUGCGCUUUGGACGUGCGUUUUUUUUUUCACUUUGUCUUGGAGCUCAGUGCUCAGUGGUGAUAUCAGACCAAUGCGGGAUAGUGAUCGGAGUUGACGAGCCGCUCCACUACUGUAUCCCCCCCCUCCCCCCCCUUUCCGCACAACCAGGAAAUCCACCGCCGAGGUGUGCUCCUUCUUUAUCCGGCUUGUAGCUCCCCCUCUACGGGUGUUAGAUGUACGUUGACGGGCUUUUGUCGGGUUCUUUACGUUAUCCGGUUGCUUCUUAAACCCGGGCUUUUGAUCUGAAGACACCCGGACUGCACCCGAGGAGAGGACCUCCACCCCGGCGGAACAAUGAGUGAGUCGAGUAUCUGCCAGGCUCGGGCCACGGUGAUGAUCUACGACGAUGGCAACAAGAAGUGGCUGCCGGCGGGCACCGGGCCACAGGCCUUCAGCAGGGUGCAGAUCUACCACAACCCCACCAACAAUGCCUUCAGGGUGGUGGGGCGCAAGAUGCAGACGGACCAACAGGUGGUCAUCAACUGUCCAAUCGUGAAGGGUCUGAAGUACAACCAGGCCACGCCCAACUUCCACCAGUGGCGUGACGCGCGGCAGGUCUGGGGGCUGAACUUUGGCAGUAAGGAGGACGCCACGCUGUUCGCCAACGGCAUGAGUCACGCGCUGGAGGUGCUCGGCUCCAUGGCAGACGCAGGUUACGCCACCCUCCCCCGCCCAGUGUCCAAUGGCCCGUCCCCAGAGGAGCUGGAGCAGCAGCGGAGAGCCGAGCAGCAGAAGCUGGAACAGCUGGAGAGAGAGCGCCAGGAGAAGGAGAGGAAUGAGAGAGAGAGGCUGGAAAGGGAGAGGAUGGAGAGAGAGAGACAAGCUGCUGCAGUUUCCAUUCCCCCAGCUCCCCCAGCUCCCCCUAUGGGCGCGGGGGCUCCCCCGCCGCCACCACCGCCCCCUCCUCCACCCCCCGGCCCGCCUCCUCCCCCCUCUGGGGGCGGCGGCCCUCCCCCCUCUGGUGGCGGGAUCCCUCCCCCUCCUGGACCACCUCCACAACUCGGGGCAGGUGCCCCACCCCCGCCGCCGUUGCCCCCCGGUGGGCUGGGAGGGGAUAGCGGAGGAGGAGGAGGAGGAGGGGGGUUAGGAGGCCUGGCAGGGGCACUGGCAGCAGCUAAACUCCGGAAAGCAUCCAAGCAGGAGGAUGCGGGGGCUGCUCUGGGGAGGACCGACUCCAGCCGCAGCUCUAACUCUUCCAGUGGAGGGGGAGGGGGUGGAGGUGGAGGAGGCGGAGGUCUGAUGGGGGAGAUGAGUGCCAUACUGGCACGGAGGAGAAAAGCUGCAGACACUGGAGAGAAGGUGCCUGCAAAGACACAGGAUAAUGAUGAUUCUGAGUCUGCCAGCCAGAACGACACUCGUAAACCGUGGGAGAAGUCGUCGAUGAGCAGGAUAAACUCCGUCUCCAAGAACAUGGACUCCACUUCCUCAUUGCCCCAGGGUUCCAGGGUGAAGACGGGGGGCGGUGCUGGUAAUGGUAAUGAUGCCGGAGGAGGCGACGACACAGAUCUUGAGAAAAUGAAACAGGAAAUCCUAGAUGAGGUGAGGAAGGAGCUACAAAAAGUCAAGGAGGAGAUCAUUGGAGCCUUUGUUCAGGAGCUUCAGAAGAGAAGCACAUGAGGAUCAGAGGAUUGAGUUUGGAUACGGACCUGCAUGGGUUCUUCCUCACUGCCCCCUCCUGCUCAGCCCAGGGAUUUAUAGUCCUCUCCAUCUCUAGCCUCUCAAUCUAAUCUAUCUGUCACUCUAUCACACACACACACACACACACACACACACACACACACACACACACACACACACACACACACACACACACACACACACACACACACACACACACACACACACACACACACACACACACACACACACACACACACACUAGGCAAUGCCUACUGUCUCUUACACAUGCACAUGUAAGCACGCUUGCUUAAUAUGUCCCACCGUACAUAUUCACUUUAUCAAAAGAAAAAAAUAUAAAGAAAAAUGAACAGACCCCAGGGAAUCCUUUUCACAUCCUAUGCCAUCAGGGACUUUGAUGAUCUUAAACCAUUGCUGUUGUAGCCAUGACCCCAACUUUCAUCAACUCAUUGAAUGCGCCCAUGUCCAUGUCCCUCCUGAUCAUUCCUUCCAUUAAGACCACUUCUGAGCACAGUAUGUCUUCCCCGUCCCCUCUGUGUGGUCCAUCAACCAUGUCCCCCCCCCCUCCCCCGACCGAUCGCUUUCUUCCGCCUCAACCUCGAAACACGGCAGUUAUAAACCCACAGGGUGAUUUUCAGUAUCACACUGGUCUUCAGGCCACGCCAGUUAUCCACAGGGUGAUCUACAGUAUUCGGGGACAUCAUCAUCACCGUCAUUCACUUUGGUUACUGUCCUGUAUCGUGAGAUAUUGGCAUGCAGGGAUUUCUAAGCAAUCAACUUUUUUCUCUUCAAAUCUUUUUUUCUAUUCCCUCUCUGGUGACACUUUUCUUUAUCCUCAAGACACUGCCUAUACAGAGAGCUUGGUUCAACACCCUCCCCCCCCCCCCCC